Anisakis simplex (herring worm) is the source of this 813-nucleotide messenger RNA. The record is from the annotation of a GenBank genome assembly. NCBI's taxonomy places the organism in Eukaryota, Metazoa, Nematoda, Chromadorea, Rhabditida, Anisakidae.
AUGGCUGAUCUGGAAUCGAAGCUGUUGGAUGGCGAGAAUGUAGGAUAUUGUAGUAGUAGUGAUAACGACGAGGAAGAUAUCGUGAAGAAGUGUGUCGACGAUAACGACAGCAAUUACAACGAACCGUCGUCGCACUCUCAACUGAAGGGUAUGCGUAAUACUGGACCGAAGGGUGUUCUCGAUGACUGGAGAUUGUUUAAAAGUGAACAGCACAAACAGGAAAUCCAAAAGCAACAACGGAUAGUAGCAGAAGCGAAACGCGGUAUGCUAAGUGGUGGCAGCAAUACAGACAAUAGAGAAUCAGAUGAUGAUCUAGAGAGAAUCAGACAAGAACGACUGGAACAAUUGAAGAAUACGAUUACCUCUAAACAGAAGGUGAUUGAAUUACAAUCGAAAGAACAAUUCUUGACGGCCAUUGAAAAGUGUCGAAACACUUUAUUGUUGAUUCAUAUCUAUGAGGAUGCAGUCGAUGCGUGCUCUACGCUGAAUUCAGUUUUUUACACGUUCGCAAGCAAGUACUCUCAUCUGAAACUUGCUCGAGUCAAGUCGUCCAUACUGAAAACAUCGCAAAAUUUCACUCUGAAUGCAUUGCCGACAUUACAAGUGUAUUACAACGAUGUGUUAGUUGGGAAUUUUGUACGAAUUACUGAUCAGAUUGGUGAAGAUUUUGAUGUCGAGAAAGUUAUUUCAUUCCUUUACCAGUUAGUCGUUUGUAUUCAUUAUCAUUGAAAUGAUAUCGAUUUGGAAUUGAAUACGAAACGACAAAAUGCAGAUGAUUCUGAAUCUGAUGACGAUAAUGAUGAUUCGGCAUGA